AUGGAGUCGAGAAAAAACUCUGAUCGUCAAAUACGUAGAGGUGGUGAGAGGAUGAAGACAAGGUCACCGUCUGUGAUAGUUGUCGGAAGUGGUUUUGCUGGAAUCUCAGCUGCUCGCACUCUUCAAGAUGCUUCCUUUCAGGUUACGGUACUGGAAUCACGUGACAGGAUUGGUGGACGAGUCCACACUGAUUACUCAUUCGGUUUUCCUGUUGAUCUUGGUGCAUCAUGGCUGCACGGAGUGUGCAAAGAGAAUCCUCUGGCACCAGUAAUUGGGAGACUAGGACUGCCUUUGUAUCGUACCUGCAGUGGUGACAACUCGGUCUUGUAUGAUCAUGAUCUUGAGAGCUAUGCUCUGUUUGAUAAGGAUGGGAAUCAAGUUCCUCAAGAGUUAGUAAGAGAGGUUGGAAAAACAUUUGAGCAGAUUUUGGAACAGGUAUGUGUCUUUUCAUUCUUUCAUAUUCUGAUUCCUGUGUUAGUCCUAACUAGAUUUUUUAUUUUGAAACUGCAGAUCAGAAAAGUCAGGGAUGAGGAGGAUGCAGACAUGUCAAUAUCUCAGGCUUUCUCAAUUGUGCUUUCAAGGAAACCCGAGUUGAGGUUGGAGGGGCUUGCACACAAUGUGCUUCAAUGGUACUUGUGCCGCAUGGAAGGAUGGUUUGCUGCCGAUGCUGAUACCAUCUCUGUACAGUGUUGGGACCAGGAGGAGCUUCUUCCUGGUGAACAUGGUCUUAUGGUUAGAGGGUAUCGUCCUGUCAUCAAUACCUUGGCCAAAGGGCUAGAUAUUCGACUAAGCCAUAGGGUUACUAAGAUCGUAAGGCAGUAUAAUGGAGUGAAAGUAACGACAGAAGACGGAAAAACAUUUGUUGCGGAUGCUGCAGUGAUCGCUGUUCCUCUAGGUGUCUUAAAAUCCGGAACAAUAACAUUCGAACCGAAGCUACCAGAUUGGAAACAAGAAGCAAUCAACCAACUCGGAGUAGGAAUCAUGAACAAGAUCAUACUCCAUUUCGAGAAAGUCUUCUGGCCACAAGUAGAGUUACUAGGAGUAGCCGCUGAAACCUCCUAUAAUUGCAGCUACUUCUUGAACCUACACAAGGCCACAGGCCACCCGGUUCUAGUCUACAUGUCGGCUGGUCAGCUCGCCAAAGACAUUGAGAAAAUGUCAGAUGAAGCAGCUGCGAGUUUCGCCUUCAUGCAGCUCAAGAGAAUCUUUCCAGAUGCUAUGGCUCCGGUACAGUAUCUUGUGUCGAGGUGGGGGUCUGAUGUGAACUCAUUGGGGUCUUAUAGCUAUGAUGUUGUGGGACAACCUCAUGAUCUAAGCGAGAGGCUUAGGGUUCCAGUGGAUAACUUGUUCUUUGCUGGUGAAGCUACGAGCUCGAGUUUUGGUGGAUCGGUUCAUGGUGCUUAUUCGAGUGGAAUUAUGGCUGCUGAAGACUGCAUGAUGCGUGUGUUGGAUUUGUUUCAGCUUGUGAUGGGUGAAGAAGGACCUGCCUCUGUUCCGCUUCUUAUAUCUCGUCUCUAA
Messenger RNA from Eruca vesicaria subsp. sativa (arugula), 1518 nucleotides. Lineage: Eukaryota; Viridiplantae; Streptophyta; Magnoliopsida; Brassicales; Brassicaceae. The record is from the annotation of a GenBank genome assembly.